Daphnia carinata is the source of this 17753-nucleotide messenger RNA. RefSeq names its product dystonin-like (gene shot). Lineage: Eukaryota; Metazoa; Arthropoda; Branchiopoda; Diplostraca; Daphniidae. Gene Ontology annotation, cellular component: membrane; cytoskeleton; cytoplasm. Bases 620 to 17653 code for a protein of 5677 amino acids. The record is from RefSeq and is a predicted model, not a curated record. Gene Ontology annotation, biological process: wound healing; intermediate filament cytoskeleton organization. Gene Ontology annotation, molecular function: microtubule binding; structural molecule activity; calcium ion binding. The transcript has 60 exons.
GACAGUCGAACGAGCAGCUGAACGAAGCACGAAAGGAAAAACGAGAGCGAAAUAGUUUUGCUCGUGUUUGUGUCUGUGUGUGAGUGUGUUGAGCUUGGUGCCUUGUAUGUGAUAUUGAGUGAAUCGAAAAAACAAGGAAAAAUCGAGGCCAUUUUGUAAAGUCAGCUGUUUUCUUCAAAAGCCUUACGAAACAGUCGCAAAUGCUAGCCAAAUCGUUCCCAUAUACACACGUGUGUGUGCCGGUUUAGCCGUUGAGUCAGCACAGGAGCGUCGAUCGAUAUUUCAGUUGCCAUACGAUUGGUGUGCUUAUGAUGACAAGUGAAACUGGCGAUAAAGUGAUGUCAGAAAUUUGUUGACAUUGUGCAAUUGUGAUAGUUUAAGGAAACACGUCUGCUUUUGUGACAUCGAAAAGGAAAAAGUGAGAGUGAAAGAAUCGAAUAAAACCCACACACCACAUUGAGGCGACGACGCCGGAUGGCUAUCGUCUGUUUUUGUUUUGUAAAAAACCGGGCAAAAAGAAGCUAAGAAGAAAUAGAAAAAAAAAAGGGAGGGAGUGAGAGCCAUUUUUAGGUUGGACAGACUUCAACAGGAGCAGUCAACCAGGUGAUGGCUCGAUGAAAUGGCUUUCGACUACGUAGGUGCAUACGGCAGAUCAUCGUCUUCGCCCACAGACGACGAACUGGAUUACCAUUAUGGUCUCAGUCUGGAGGAAUGGGCACGUGAUAAGCCACUCAGCAUCCUCCAGCUCGAUCCGGCCGAUCGGGCAGUACUUCGCAUCGCAGAUGAACGUGAUGCCAUCCAGAAAAAGACGUUCACCAAAUGGGUCAACAAACACCUCAGAAAGAUCGGACGUCGUGUCGACGACCUCUUCGAAGACCUGCGCGAUGGACACAAUCUCGUCUCGCUCCUGGAAGUCCUCUCCGGCGAUCACCUGCCGCGCGAAAGAGGUCAAAUGCGAUUCCACAUGUUGCAGAACGUCCAGACGUCGCUCGAUUAUCUGCGCUAUCGCAAGAUCAAGUUGGUCAACAUCCGCGCCGAAGAUAUCGUCGAUAGCAACCCGAAGCUGACCCUCGGUCUGAUAUGGACCAUCAUUCUCCAUUUCCAGAUAUCGGACAUCAUGGUGGGACAGGACGAAUCGCUGACGGCCCGCGAAGCCCUCUUGCGAUGGGCCCAGCGCACCACGGCCAAGUACCCCGGUGUCCGCGUCAAGGAUUUCACCUCAUCGUGGAAAGACGGCCUGGCUUUCAACGCUAUUAUCCACCGCAACAGACCUGAUUUAGUGGAUUGGCGCUCCUUGAAAAAUCGCGGUAUCCGCGACCGACUCGAAUCCGCCUUCAAUGUUGUCGAGCGCGAAUACGGCGUGACACGACUUCUCGAUCCCGAAGAUGUCGAUACCCCCGAACCGGACGAGAAAUCGCUGAUUACGUACAUUUCGUCGCUCUACGACGUGUUCCCCAACCCACCGGCCUUACACCCACUCUACGAUCCGGAGACGCAGCGGAAAUACAGCGAGUACCGCGAACUGUCGAGCUCGUUGCAUGUUUGGAUCCGCGAGAGCACGCUAUUGAUGCAAGACCGCACUUUCCCCAACACGCUCAUCGAGGUCAAGAAGCUGGCCCUGGAGUCGAACCGAUUCCGGACGGAUGAAGUGCCGCCACGCCUUAGAGAGAAGCAGCACAUCACCCGACUCUACAAGGACAUUGAGAAAUUUCUAGAAGAGACGGAAGAGAAACUGGAACCCGAGUUGCGGCCCGACGUUCUCGAACGCAACUGGAACCAGCUGUUAGCCCUGCACCAGGAACGCGAUGCCGCCAUCCACAAGGAGAUGGAACGACUGGAGCGGCUUCAGCGAAUCGCUGAGAAGGUGCACCGCGAAGCCAAACAAUCGGACGCCCGGCUGGACGAUAUCGAAGCUCGAAUCGACGAGGAAGCCAAACGGCUGGAUCGGCUCCACCCGCGCGACGCCAUGCACAAUUGCGAGGCUCUCAACGCCGAGCUGGCCGCCGUCGAGGAGGCCAUCAAGAUUAUGUUCACCGACGUCCAAGCGUUAAAAGAUGGCCGCUACAAUCAAACGGCCGAUUUGCAUAAGCGCGUCCAGCGCAUCCACCAGCGCUGGCAGUCCAUCCGCGCCGUGUUCCAGACUCGACUGCUCGAAGUUUUGCCUUCACUGACUUCGCCCGAUGCCGGACGAUCGUCACGCUCUUCACUGGAAGCGCGUCUAUUCGAAACCAACGAGCAUUUCCGCUUCCUUCGCGAAUGCUCCGAAUGGGUCCGAACCAAAUUGACGCAGAUGGAGAAAGCCGCGUACGGUAGUGACCUGCCCAGCGUACAAAUCGAACUGGAAUCGCAUUUGAAGGAACAUAAAUCCGUUGAUAAAUUCCAAAGCAACGUCGAGAAAUGCAUAUCGAAUAAGAUAAAAUUUCAAAGCGAAGAGACGGUCAUCUACGUCCACCACGUGAGCAUUCUGCAAAAGUCGUACAACGAGCUGUCGAUGACGAGCAAGAAAAGGCUGGCGGACUUGGAAAUGUUGCAAGAUUUCAUCCAGUCGGCCACCACGGAGCUCAUUUGGCUCAACGAGAAGGAGGAAAUUGAGAUAUCGCGCGACUGGUCCUCCAAGUCGCUUAACGUGACCGAAAUUGAACGAUACUACGAGGCGCUGAUGAGCGAACUGGAGAAGCGCGAAAUCCAAGUGAGCGCCGUCCAGGAUCGCGGCGAAGCUUUGGUGCUGCAACAUCACCCGGCCUCCAAGUGUGUCGAGGCCUACAUGUCGGCGCUGUCGACUCAAUGGAAAUGGCUCUUGCAGCUGACGCUCUGUCUGGAGACGCACCUGCGCCACGCCGCCGUCUACCACAACUUCUUCACCGAAGUCCAAAAAUGUGAACAAUGGUGCAUUAUACAAGACCAGCUGUUGAAUAGCACCUACAGCCAGAGCGAAUUCACGCUGGACGAAGGCGAGAAACUCUUGAAAGAGAUGCAAGACCUGCGCGAAGACUUGAGCCAUUACAGCAGCGUCGUUGAGGCCCUUUACGAGCGUAGUCGGGAAGUCGUCCCUCUCAAACAGAGACGCUCGUCUCUCCGGCAGCCCAUCACCGUCACGUCCAUUUGCAUCUACAAACAAGUCGAAGUCACUAUCGGCAAGGACGAGGUGUGCAAAUUGGUCAAUAACUCGUCAAAGACGAAAUGGAAGGUCGUUACCACCAACGGAGUCGAAUGUCAAGUGCCGAGCGUGUGCCUCUUGAUCCCGCCGCCGGAUCCCGAAGCCACGGAAGCCGCCGAGCGUUUGAAACGCCAGUACGACCGUUGCGAAGCCCUUUGGCUGAAGAAGCAGAUGCGCAUGAGUCAGAACAUGAUCUUCGCCACGAUCAAAGUGGUCAAGAGCUGGGAUUUGUCUCAGUUCAUGGCCAUGGGCAAGGACCAGCGCGAUGCCAUCCGCAAAGCGCUCAACGAGGACGCGGAGAAACUCCUGCAGCAGGGAGACCCGAACGACCCGCAGUUGCGACGCCUCCAGCGCGAAAUCGACGAAGUCAACCAGCUGUUUGAUGAAUUCGAGAGGCGCGCCGCUAUGGGCAACCGGCCCGAGUUGAGCCAACGGGCCAUCGGCGAUCAGUUGACGACCCUGCUCGUCCAAUUGGAAGAGUCGGAGAGGACCCUGACUAGCCGCAUCACGGCUCCUUUGCCCCGAGAUCUCGAUCAACUCGAGCAGCUGGUGGUCGAGCACAAACAUUUCGAGACGAAUUUGCAGUCGCUCCAGCCCGAACUCGAGUCGGCCAAGGAGAACGUGGACGCCUGCCCGAGGAAGACGCCCUCGAUGCAAACAAAGUUGGACUCGUGCAUCACCAAAUGGAACACGAUCUGGCAGAAUUCCCAGCUGUACAUCGAGCGUCUCAAGGGAGCCGAGAUCGUGCUCAACGGCCUGGACGAGGCCACCAAAUUCGUGUCUCGUCUCGAGAUCCAGUUGGCCUCUUGCGAGAACAUGCCGUCCGAGCCGGACGCUCUGCGCAAGGUCCACGACGACCUGGUCGACAUGCAGCAAAACAUCCAGGAGCAGCAAGGCGUCAUCGACCAGCUGGCCGAGGAAGCGGGCACUGUCCGCCAAUUGGUGGUCAGAUCGCGCCAAUCCGUCAACGCCACCAUCCGUAAACACCCGGACGUCGACCGACUGGAAUCCGAAGUCAAGACGAUCGUCACCAGAUGGAGCAACAUUUGCACCCAAGUUGUCGAACGGCUGCAGAGUUGCGAGACGACAUUCGAGCACUUGGAGAGGUACACCGCCAUGACGCAGGUCAAUCACACGUGGAUGGAUGCCAUGAGCGAGACUGUCAGCAAAAUGCCGCCCGUCGAGAACGGCGUGCAGGCCAAAGCCCAGCUGGAGAGCACGGCGAAACUGUACAACGGCGUGGCGGCCAAGAAACCGUCGAUGGACGAGGCCAACAUUCUCGGAGCGCGUCUUAUCCGCGAGGCAAAGAUCUACGACAUCCGACUCAAGAGCUACCGCACGGCUCUGGAAGAAUUCCAGCCCAGCUGGGAUGGAAUUGUGAGACGGGCGAGAGGUCAGGCCACAGCGGCCGAGUACGUGGCUCGCGAUCUGGACGACCUCAACGGCCGCUACGAAGAGCUGGUCGACGCCCUGCAGCGUCGCUUGCAGCAGCUCUACGAUUUGAUCCAGCAGGAUCUGGACGAGUUUGAGUUCGAUGUUGGAUGCCUGGCGGAGAGGCCGGUGCUGCACACGUACCUGAACGAGCUGCACCUGUGCGGCGGCAGCAGCGAUAACGAAAGCCACGACGAAAACGACAUGCCUUCCAUCCCGUACGCGCCGAAGACGUCAAUGUCGUCCAGCCCACCGCGUCGCCCUUCCAUCACGACCGUCUACAUCGACUCUGAGCAGCAGAUGAGCACUCGGGUGUCGUCGACGACGACGACGUUGGUGCGGCGAGACAGUGGAAGCAACGGCCGGACGUCGGCCGACUCGUCCCGACGUCAGUCGCAAACCAUCGUCUCGUCGUGCAUGUCCUCUGGCACUACCACCACCAGCACAACCACCUCUUCCGUGACUCAAAGCUUGUCCAACACUCCUUACUUUGCCAACCGCAAAACGGGCCAGCAGUUGACUCUGACGGAAGCUAUCCAGACGGGCCUGCUGGAUCUGCAGCGCGGCGCUUACAUCGAUCCGGUGACGGGAAAUGUUCUGACGCUGUCGGAGGCGGCCGGUCAAGGACUGGUCGACCCGACGGUCGCAUCCGCACUCCUCCAACCCUCGCUAGGAUUAAGAGACCCCAGAACGGGUCAGGGCAUCUCCCUGAUGCAGGCCAUUCAGCUCGGCCUCUACGACCCGAGCCGCGGCGGGUUCGUCCAUCCGCAGACGCGCGAGCCCGUCACGGCCGAGGAGGCGCUCCUUGCGGGCCUUCUCCUCAGAGACAAGCAAGCCAUGGAGGAAAGGUACAAGCUGUGCGAUGAUGGCAUGGCACGUUUGCUAGUGUGGAUUUCUAACGUUGAAGCUCAGCUGGCCAAUCAAGACACGGUCCGCGAAGAUGUCGCUGAAUUGAAAAAUCAAAUUAAUGUUAUCAGAGGUGUCCGUGAUGAUUUGGAAUCACAUUCCCGUCCGGUUAACGCCUGUCUGGAUCAGGUCCGGCAGAUUGUCAGCCAAGGUGGGGAAUUCCUAUCGGCCGAUGAGAUCCAAACACUCGAAGGCAAAGGUCAAGAGCUGAAGAAACGCUACGACCAUGGAACAGAUCAGACGGAAAAACUUCUCCGCAAGGUCUCGACGGCUCUGGACGAGUUGCACAAAUUCCGCACGGAAAUCACCAACUUCAAGACGUGGAUGGUCAAGUCUAACAAGUUGGCAGAAGACAAAGAACGACAGUUGGCAAACCUCAGCCGAGUUCAAGCCAAUGCUGACACGACUCGCGAAUUCUUCAGCGACGUCAUCGCUCACCAGGCUGAUCUGCGUUUCAUCACCAUGGCAGCCCAAAAGUUUGUCGACGAAUCCAUGGAAUACCUUGCCGUCCUCAACGAUUUCCGCGAUAAACUCCCGCAGCGAAUGAGACACAUCGAGCCGUCUGAGUUGAUGGUCAAGGCCGAAGUGGUUGAAGUUACUCAAGAUUACCAGACGUUGAUGAAGCGAGCCAAUAGAUUGUCGGACAAAAUGACUGAUAUCAAUAGCAAAAACAAAGAUUAUCAGGAAAUCGUAACCAAAGCCAAAGCCUGGCUCAAAGAGGUUGAACCGAAAGCCACGAAAAUUGUUAAUGAACCACUGGGUGCCGAGCCCAAAGCCGUUGAGGAUCAACUUGGACGUGCCAAAGCUCUCAAUAAUGACGUCAUGGCCAAUGAGCGAUUGGUCAAUCAUACCGUCCAGGCAGCAACGAGCCUGUUGACGGCCUUGGAUGGCGAUGUGUCAGAAGUGGAACGCAGCAAUCUCGAAAGUGUCCAAGCUAAUAUUCAGGAUCGCUACAAGAAAUUGCUGAAUGCCUUGGCCGACAAGUGCCAAUUCUUGGACAACGCUCUCGUACAGAGUCAAGAUGUCCAAGAAGCCCUGGAUUCCUUGGCCAACUGGCUCAGCCAGGCUGAGAAUCAGUUCAAGAAUAUGACGAAACCAACCAGUUUGAAUAAGGAUCGUCUAGAUGAACAGCUGAGAGAACAUCGAGUGUUGGUAGCUGACAUUGAUAGCCAUCGUGCUGGCUUUGAGAGCAUCAACGAAGCCGCUGCUGCACUCGUUGCUAAUCCAGAUAAUGCACGUGUGGCUCGCAAGAUUGAAGCCAAAAUGAAAGACAUGAAUUCAAGAUACGAGAAACUCCAAGAUAAGGUUGUCAAACGUGGAUACGUGUUGGAAGAAAUCUACAAGUCGCUGGAUACUUUCAUCAUCUCGGUCACGCAGUUCGAUGAAUGGUACCAACAAGUUUGGGAAAUCCUUGACUCGUCCGAUCAAGACGAAGCCGAGCAGCUUAGCUCUAGGAUUGAAGACAUUUCUCAACAAAAGGAUCAACGCCGAGAGAAUUUUGACAACAUGCUCCAAAUUGGCAGGACAUUAGUCAUCAAGAAAGACCUCGCCGAUACUACCCCAAUUAAAGAAAAAAUCAAAACAUUGGAGAUGCAAUGGAAGGAUUUGUCGACAAUCAUCGAACAAAGCCUCAAGGACGGAAAAGCCCGAACCGAUCAGCUCCACACGUACGAGAAACUCCGCGAUCAAGUGCUUGAGUGGUUGACCAAAAACGAAGGACGAGUGGACGCGCUCGAGCCUGUUGCCGUUGAUGCAGACAUCCUGAAGCGACAGACGGAUGAACUCCGACCAAUCAUGAAAGAGUACCGCGACUACGAGACCACCAUUAGUCGGGUCGCUGAUCUUGGCACAGCUUAUGAAAACAUGUCCCGGCCCGCCGGAGAUACAUCUCGCAAACCGAGCAUCGUCUCGCCUUCGAAACGGUCUUCCAUUACAACUCUGCGCCGCUCUUCGCAAGAUUCACGCCGACCAUCGCAAGAUUUGCGCCGUCAAUCGCAAGACUUGCGCAGUCCGUCACCGAUUAAAGUAGGUAUGGGGGCACCAUUGAGUCCGUUGAUCAACAGCGUCGCUUCCAGUGGCUUCGGUAGCCGAAGAUCAUCCCAAGACUUUUUCGGCAUGGAAGAUUCUUCCAUCGUCCAGAAGCAAAUUGCUGAUAUCUACGAUCGCUACGGCCAGUUAGGCUCGAAGCUUCAUGACCGUAAAGCCGAAUUGGAAUUGAUGACAGAGGAAGCUAAAAAACACGCCGACGUGCUGAAGACGCUGGCUGCCUUCUUGGACAAAGUAGAGCGCCAGUUGCCUCGCGAUUCGGCCGUCCCUCAAACGAGAGACGAUGCCGAGAAGCAGUUGAGAAGUGUCAAAAAUGUUUUGGAAGACAUGUACGAUAAGCAACCACAACUAGACGGCCUUAAGAUCCAGGUUACUGAGCUCCUUCGCAGAAAGAGUGGUGUCCCUGGUGCCGAUGCUCUGCAAGAUCAGCUGAUGACCGUCUCUGGUCGCUGGAAGGAUCUGCAGGAUCGGUGCAAGGCUCGCUCCAAAUUUCUGGAAGACGUCAAAGAUUUCCACGAUACGCAUGAUCAAUUGUCGGCUUGGCUGAUCGCCAAGGAUCGUAUGAUGUCCGUCCUCGGCCCAAUCUCCUCCGACCCGCGUUUGGUCCAUCACCAACUGCAGCAGGUUCAAGUCUUGCGCGAGGAGUUCAAGGUACACGAGCCGCAGGUUCAGCAUUUGGAACGUCUAGCCGAUGUGAUCCUAGAGAUUGCCGAACCCAAUUCCAAUGACGGACGCAAGGUGAACGAUAAGGUCGUUUCGAUUUCAGCCAAAUGGUCGGACUUGAUAGGUCGUCUCGAAGAACGCAAACAAAAUUUGGAUGCAGCGUCCGGCACAAGUCGCCAGUUUUACGCUAAUCUUGGCCAGCUGCAGGAUGCUCUUCAAAAGAUUUCCGAUAAUCUGGAAGAAUUGGCUGUCGAAAAUGUGUACCCCGAAGAGAUACUUAAACAUCUCGAAGAUUUACAAGACCAACUUGAAAGUCAACGGCCUUUGAUUGCUGGACUCGAAACCGUAGGUGAACAAUUAUGCGCCGUACUGAGCGAUGCCUCUUCCAAAGCGGAAGUAGCUCAGAAGUUGAGUCAGAUCGACAAAAUGCACGCUCAACUUCAGAAGAAGCUGGACAAUCGACGUGCGGAACUCGAGAAUUUAUUGAAGGAUAACAGGGAAUUCGAAGAUCAGUGCGGACAGUUACAAGAAUGGCUGGGCGAUUGUGCACGUCUGCUCGUUGAAGCGCUCAAAGUUUCCGCUGAUCGCGAUGUUUUGCGUCGCCAAUUGCAAGAAAACGAGCCGGCCUACAAAGAAGUCAUGGACAAAGAACAUGAAGUCAUCAUGAUGCUGGACAAGGGACAAGAACUGGCGAACCAAUCGCCAAACAAAAACGACGCCAAGGCGUUCAAUAAAUUAUUGGAGAAAAUCAGAGGAGAUUGGAACAAGGUUCGCCUGGAGACUGUCAGUCGUCACCGACGAUUGCAAACGUGCAUGGAACUCUGUCGCAAAUACGACGGUUCACAAGAAAUGUUCCUUCCUUGGCUCGACCAAGCCGAAGCGAAACUCAAUCAAAUGCAACCAGUUGCUUUCAAGAAGAGCGAUUUGGAUGCUCAGGUGAAGGAUCUACAAUCAUUCCGUAAUGAUAUUUCCAGGCACAGCGCCACGUUCGAAACGAACAAAUCGCUCGGCGAGUCUUUCCUAUCGGCCUGUGAUGUUGACAAGGAAGGUGUCAAAAGCGAACUUACCAUCACGAAGGAACGUUGGGAUCAGAUCAACGCCGCUGUCCUGGAACGUUCUCAAUCGUUGGAGGACAUCGCCCAGCGUUUGGCCGAGUUCAUCGAACUGUUGCGUGACUCACAGCACGCCAUGCAACGCUGCGAAGAUCGUCUAUCGUCUCAUGAUGCCUUGGGCCCUGCAGCACGCGAUUCCAGGCUACUUGAUCGCAUCCGAACGCUCUUGGAUGAAGCCGUCCAGCUUGAAAAGGGAGUCGAUCGCGUCCAGCAAUAUGCUUCUGGUCUAGUAGCCGAUGCUGCCAGCCACGAUUCUAAUGCAAGCCAUAUUCAGGAUCAGGCUGAGGAUCUUGCCAGACGCUAUUCUGAACUACGAGCACACCUUGAGGAUCGCUGUAACAUGCUGGAAACGGCCUCUGUUGCCGUUUUACAGUUCAAUGAACAUGUCAAGGCGGUUUUAGGAGAUUUGUCCACUCUCGAAACAGAGUUGGAUUCAAUGUCACCAGCUGGAAGAGACUUGGAUACGUUGAAUAAUCAAUUGGAUCAAACGCAUCACUUCUUGGCUAAGCUUGAAGCUCGCCAGGCUGAAGUUGAAGCAAUUGCAACUGAUGGCCAAAAUCUCGUAUCCGAGGGCCACGCUCCCGACGCCCAAGGUUUGCGCGAUCAGCUCGAAUCGUUACGUAAACAAACUACUCGUUUGGAAGAUCGUGGUAAGAAUCGACUUGACGAACUGGAGAAAACGCUUGUUCGUGUGGAGAGCUUCUACGAUCUGCACAGUAACAUCAUGCAACACAUCGAGGAGGCGUCCAAUGAAGAACGGGCGUUCAAACCCAUCGUCGGUGACGUCGAAUUGGUCCGCCAACAGCAAGAAGAAUUCCGUCGCUUCAAGCAGGAACUCAUUAUUCCGCUGAGCCAAAAUUUGGACGAAGCCAAUCGCAGUGGCCAAGGUUUGGUCCAGUCGGCCGCCAACGGUGUCUCUACCUCGGCUCUUGAAUCCGACUUGGAGAAGAUGAACGACCGCUGGAACAACUUGAAGGAGAAGCUCAACGACCGCGAGCGCAGACUAGACGUGGCCUUCCUCCAGUCUGGAAAGUUCCAAGAAGCUCUCCAGGGCUUGUCCAAAUGGCUUUCCGACACAGAAGAGAUGGUUGCCAACCAGAAACCGCCAUCAGCUGAUUACAAGGUGGUCAAGGCCCAAUUGCAGGAGCAGAAAUUCUUGAAGAAACUUCUGUUGGAUCGUCAGCAGUCCAUGUCUUCCCUGCUCGACAUGGGUCAGGACAUUGCCAACCACGCUCACCCUGAAGAACAAGCGGAAAUUGAGGAGCAGCUCCAAGAGCUGGUGGCUCGAUUUGACGCUCUAACCAACGGCGCCGAUGAUAGAAUGGACGCUCUAGAGAAAGCAAUGGCGGUAGCCAAGGAGUUCCAAGACAAGUUCUCGCCCAUUGCUGACUGGUUAGAAAAGAUGGAACGCAAAAUCAAAGAUAUGGAGAUCGUACCCACUGACGAAGAAAAGAUCCAACAGCGCAUCGAAGAGCACGAUCUGCUGCACGAUGACAUUCUCAGCAAAAAGCCUGCUUUUGAUAGCCUGACUGAUAUUGCUACAAACUUGAUGUCACUGGUCGGAGAAGAAGAGGCUAGCGUGCUCGCAGACCGCCUGACAGAAUUAACUGAUCGAUAUGGUGCCUUGGUAGAGAAUUCAGAGGCCCUAGGACGGCUGCUAAGUGAUGCCAAGACUGGCUUGAGGCAUUUGGUUCUAUCCUACGAAGACUUGUUGGCCUGGAUGGAGAGCAUGGAGUCCAAGUUGUUCAAGUACCGAAUCCUAUCCGUUCACGUUGAGAAAUUACAAGAACAGAUGGAGGAACUGAUGUACCUAACUGAAGAAGUGGCUGGACAUCAACCUCAAGUUGAAUCUGUCGUUGACACGGGCCUGGAACUUAUGCGCCACAUCACCAAUGAAGAAGCUCUGCAACUGAAAGAAAAACUGGAUUCAGUUCAGCGUCGUUACACAGAUUUAACUGGAAGGGCUGAUGAUUUGUUAAAACACGCCCAGGAGACCCUACCGCUCGUUGAGCAGUUCCAUGUAUCGCACAAUCGCCUCGCCAAUUGGUUAUUGGACGCUGAAGAUCGCCUGCAAGCCUUGGAUUCUUCGUCGGCGGCUUCAGGAGGGAGCGCUGGCCUGGACGUCCAGGAAAGCAUCAUCGCUCGUUUGGAAAGCGAAUUGAGUGAGGUCAGACCUUUCUUAGAUAUGGUUAAUCAGAGUGGACCUCAGCUCUGUCAGAGAUGCCCAGGUGAGGGUUCUGCGUACAUCGAGUCGUUGAUAACACGUGACAAUCGCCGGUUCGAUGCCAUUUGCGAACAAAUCCAGCGAAAGGCUGAGCGAUUGCAUCUGUCGAAGCAACGCUCAAUGGAAGUCGUGGGAGAUCUUGAUGAAUUGUUAGACUGGUUCCGUGAAACUGAACAACAACUGCGAGAAUCCGAACCUCCUAGCUCUGAUCCGGAGGUCAUCCGCGUCCAGCUCAAAGAACACAAAGUCAUCGGUGAUGAAAUCUCCACCCAAAAAGGACGCGUUCGCGAUAUUCUAUCAGCAGCGCAAAAAGUGCUUCGUGAAUCGCCUCAAACUGAGGAUUCGGCAUUCAUUAGGGAGAAAAUGGAAGACCUUAAGGAAACAAGAGAUCGCGUCUCGGAAUUGAGUGCUGAUCGAUUGAGCAUCUUAGAACAAGCAUUGCCUCUAGCUGAGCAUUUCUACGAAGCCCAUUCCGAUCUAUCCAACUGGCUAGGCGAAAUUGAGGAAGCUUUGUCAAGUCUGGAUGACCCUGCCAUCCGCCCCGAUCAGAUCGUCCGCCAGCAAGAAGGCAACAAACUUCUCAUGGCCGACGUUGCCGAGCACAAGCCACUCUUUGACAAACUCAACAAGACGGGCACUACCCUUGCCAAGUUGUGCAUCGAAGAAGAGGGCGUCAAGGUUCACGACAUCCUCGAAUCGGACAAUGCCAGGUAUGCUGCUUUGCGAUCGGGCUUGCGUGAGCGCCAACAAGCUCUGGAAGAGGCUUUGCAAGAAACUAGCCAAUUCUCAGACAAACUUGAUGGCAUGCUUGCCGCAUUGGCCACCGCCUUCGAGCAGGUAAAAUCAGCCGAGCCUGUGUCUGCCCAUCCUGACAAAAUCCAGGAACAAAUGCAAGAAAAUCAAUCUGUUGUCGAAGACCUCGAAAAGAGAGAAUCCGCAUUUGAGGCCGUGAAACGAGCUGCUGACGAAGUAAUCGUGAAGAACCCUUCAGAUCCCGCCGUGAAAGACAUAGAAGGCAAACUGAAGAAGUUGUCCAAACUGUGGGACACGGUUGUGGCUGCCACUGGGGAGCGCGGCAAAUCUUUGGAAGAGGCUUUGGCCGUCGCCGAGCGCUUCUGGGAAGAGUUGCAAGCUGUUAUGACUGCGCUCAAAGAGCUGCAAGACACAUUGGUCAGCCAAGAACCACCAGCAGUCGAGCCGGCCAAGAUUCACCAACAACAAGCCACUCUUCAAGACAUCAAAACCGAUAUUGAGCAAACCAAACCUGAGGUGGAGCAUUGCCGCCAAGUCGGUCAAGAGCUCAUCAGCUUGUGUGGCGAACCCGACAAACCGGAAGUCAAGAAACACAUUGAAGAGUUGGAUUCGGCCUGGGAUAAUAUCACUGCCCUUUACGCCAAGCGCGAGGAGAACCUCAUCGACGCUAUGGAGAAGGCCAUGGAAUACCACGACACGCUCAACAGCCUGGCUGAGUUCUUGGAGAAAGCGGAGAACAAGUUCCACGGAAUGCGUCCUCUCGGUUCCGACAUUGAGACGGUCAAAGAACAGAUCGAACAACUCAAAGCAUUCAAAGCCGAGGUUGACCCACAAAUGGUCAAAGUGGAGACACUCAACAGGCAAGCUGGCGAUCUGGCAGAUCGCACCUCUCCCGAUCAAGCUGCUCGUUUGAAGGAACCGUUGGCCAAGGUGAACCGACGCUGGGAAGAUCUCUUGCGCGGAGUUGUCGACAGGCAACGAGAGUUGGAACACGCUCUGCUGCGUCUUGGACAGUUCCAACACGCUCUAAAUGAGCUGUUGGUCUGGAUCCAGCGCACUGACACUACCCUGGAUGAGUUGAAGCCCGUCUUUGGAGAUCCAAAUGUCAUCGAAGUCGAGUUGGCUAAGCUCAAAGUGUUGAUCAAUGACAUCCAAGCCCAUCAAACCAGUGUCGACACGUUGAACGAUGCCGGUCGCCAAUUGGUUGAGAGUGGCAAGGGAUCCGAUGAUGCUAACAAAACCCAGCAACGUUUGGUGCUUCUCAACAAGAAAUGGAGUGAUCUAGUUGAAAAGGCCUCCAGCCGUCAAAAGGAAUUGGAAGAUGCUCUGCGGGAGGCACAGAAAUUCACUGCCGAAAUCCAAGACCUGUUGCUUUGGCUGAACGAAAUUGAUGGCGCCCUCUCCAUGUCGAAGCCAGUGGGUGGUUUACCCGAAACUGCUUCAGAGCAGCUUCAGCGCUUCAUGGAAGUUUAUAACGACCUGGAGCACGACCGACCCCUCGUCGAGAGCUGUUUGCAGCGUGGUGCCGACUACGUGAAACGUUCCACCGAUGGAGCGGCCUCUUCUCUGCAGCAUAAUCUAAGAACAUUGAAGCAGCGAUGGGACAACGUGAUGAAUCGUGCCAACGAUAAGAAAAUCAAGUUGGAGAUUGCUCUCAAGGAGGCCACCGAGUUCCACGAUGCCUUGCAAGCUUUCAUCGACUGGCUGACAAACGCCGAGAAGACAUUGGGUGGGCUCAAACCCGCCUCGCGCGUCAUGGAGACCGUCCUCUCUCAGAUCGAGGAGCACAAAUCCUUCCAGAAGGACAUUGCGGCCCAGCGCGAAGUCAUGCUUAGCUUGGACAAGAAGGGAACACACUUGAAGUACUUCAGCCAAAAACAAGACGUGAUCCUAAUCAAGAAUCUCCUCAUCAGCGUUCAACAUCGCUGGGAGCGUGUUCUUUCCCGAGCCGCUGAACGAACCCGAGCGCUUGAUCACGCCUACAAAGAGGCCAAAGAAUAUCACGAUUCGUGGCAAGAACUCUACUCGUGGUUGGACGACGCUGAGAAGGGAUUCGAUGAUGCCGUGCUGCAACUGGGCAAAGAUCCCGAGAAGAUCAAGCAGCUUUUGGCCAAACACAAGGAGUUCCAACGAACUCUUGGUGCCAAACAGCCGACGUAUGACGGCAUCGUACGUCUUGGCAAACUUGUCAAGGAUCGUGCUCCGAAGACAGAUGAGCCUACCUUGAAGCAAAUGAUGUCUGAUUUGAAAGCCAAAUGGCAAUCUGUUUGCAACAAAUCAGUUGAUCGUCAGAGGAAACUUGAAGAAGGAUUACUCUUUUCUGGACAAUUCAAAGACGCUAUUCAGGCGUUGGUUGACUGGUUGUGCAAAACGAACCCAGCUCAAAUGAUGGAAGGCCCGGUUCAUGGAGACUUGGAUACUGUAAUGGCACUUCGCGAGCAGCACAAGAACUUCGAAGAAGAGCUCAACAGCCGAUUAGCCCAGACUAAACAGGUCCGCAAAAUGGCUGUGGAUGUGAUGGCAAAUGCUAGCGAAGAGGAUAGAGCAGCAAUUCAGAAGCAAGUGUCUGAGUUGGAUGUUACAUGGGAGAACGUGUCCAAAGCCGCAAGCACCAGAUCUGCCAACUUGGAUGAUGCGUUAGUCCAAGCCGAGACUUUGCACAAAGCGGUCAAUAUGCUCUUGGAAUGGCUGUCGGAUGCCGAAAUGAAACUGAGAUUUGCUGGGGCUCUUCCCGACGAAGAACCAGAAACUAAGCAGCAGUUGGCAGACCAUCACAAGUUUUUGGAAGAAGUGAUUAAAAAAGAAACAGACAAAGACGACACUUUGGCAUUGGCUCAAGAUAUUCUCGGCAAGGCUCACCCUGACGCUGUCCCCGUCAUUCGUCACUGGAUUACUAUCAUCCAAGCCCGAUGGGAAGAGGUUAUGGCAUGGGCUAAUCAGCGUGAACAUCGUCUCAAUGAACAUCUGCGCAACUUGCGAGAAAUGGCGUCCAUUCUGGAAGAGCUCCUCGCAUGGCUCGCUACUGCGGAGAGGACUUUGGUUUCAUUGGAAGCCGAACCCCUGCCAGAUGAUCUACCCAUCAUUGAAGGUUUGAUCAAGGAUCACCAAGAGUUUAUGGAAGAUAUGGCCAAACGCCAGCCUGAGGUGGACCGUGUGUGCAAGACCAAGCAAGCGCCUCGAGCAAAUCCACCAGGCAAAGAACGUAAACCGUCUCGCAACAAGUCAACAUCUUCAGUGCCAGACCGCGAAUUCAGCCAGAGCCCUACACGAGAAUCAUCACCCGAGCACGAUACUCCAGCUCGCCGUUCAAGCCGUGUAACACCUGACCGAGAAAAUUCGCUAAUACCCCGUCUAGUCCGUCCCAGCUACAAACCGCAAUCGCGAGAGUCGACUCCUGGACCUCAACAACAAAGUCGAAAACCAAGUCAAGCGACUUCACCGAGUCCAGCACGGGACGGUUCUCCUUCACGUGACUAUCCUAAGCCUUGGAUGUCUGGAGCAAGCCGCAGCAGCCCGGGUCGUGAAAAGACUCCUGAUAACUACUGGCCGCAUAUCGGCCCGCGCUUUGCUCCUGUUACUCCAGCUCCUGGAAACAGUCGCAAAGGAAGCAAAGUGAGCGUAGAAAUGUUGCCACGCAAUCCACGCGCCCGCCAAUUGUGGGACCGCUGGCGUAAUGUAUGGAUGAUGGCAUGGGAUCGCCAACGCCGUCUCCAAGAGAAACUGAACUACUUGCAAGAGCUAGAGAAGGUGAAGAACUUUAGCUGGGACGACUGGAGACGCAGAUUCAUGAAGUACAUGAACCACAAGAAGUCCAGAGUGACUGAUCUGUUCCGCAAAAUGGACAAGAACAAUGAAGGAUUUAUUCCUCGAGAAGAUUUCAUCGAUGGAAUUAUGAAGACCAAGUUCCCCACCAGCCGUAUGGAAAUGAAUGCUGUGGCCAACAUGUUCGAUCGCAACAAUGAAGGCUACAUCGAUUGGAAGGAAUUUUUGGCCGCCUUACGACCCGACUGGGAAGAGCGUCCAACUACUGAAGACGAAAUCAUUCACGAUGAGGUGAAACGAGCGGUUAAUCAAUGCACAUGUCGCAAUCGGUUCAAAGUGCACCAAGUCGGUGAAGGCCAAUAUCGGUUUGGUGACAGCCAAAAGCUUCGCCUUGUCCGUAUUCUGCGUUCGACUGUAAUGGUCCGUGUCGGCGGUGGAUGGGUGGCGCUCGAUGAGUUCCUCGUCAAGAACGACCCCUGCCGUGUUGUUAUCAUACCCCAUAUAAGAGUAAGAACACCCGGCGAGCACGAGUUCUGGUGUCCUUUCUAUCCAAGAGGUAGGACCAACCUCGAGCUCCGCGAGCAGUUUAUCCUGCCCGAAGGUGCUUCGCAGGGAAUGACUCCAUUCAAGACUAAGGCCAUGAGCCCCAACAGCUCCGUCUCCAGCCAACCUGGAACUGGUCAAAUUGCCGUGACGCCCCUCCAUGCACGAUCACCCUCUCUUCCUACCGCCGGGCCCAUCACGAAGGUCCGCGAGAGAACGGUACGCAGUUCACCAAUGCGUCCAUCAUUCUCAGCGGGAACUCCCGACAGCUCUGUUAGCGAGAGCGAUGGUUCUUUCCAUUUGCACAGCGGCCGCAAGGCCUCUGCUCCACCGAGGACCAUGAUGUCUGGAGCUGGAAGCCAUUCUGGCAGCCGCCCCGCUAGCCGCAAUGCUGAUUCUAAACAUGGAUCUAUUCAAUCACUUGACAGUUAUGACGGUGGAUAUGCGCAAAAAACACCUACAGGAAUCCGCCGCACUCCUAGUUUCCAACGACCCGAUUCUUCAUCUCGCAAUCAACCAGGCUCGUCGAGCACAUUGCCUCGCAAGAGAUCGACAAUUCCAUCACCGGUGGAAACUCGUGCCCGUCAUCCAAGUGGAUCAAGCGCAUCUGGUGUUUCGCCCAGUCCAUCUGGGGGUUUCAAUGGAGGUGGCAUUAGCGCGGCCAGCCGAUCAAGGAUUUUACGCACUACGUCCGCCUCGAAUAUCCCUGUAUUAACGUCAACACCGUCUAGAUCGAGGAUUCCUGUAUAUGUUGGAGUUGACAGUGAAGAUGGGAAUAGAGCCCGCCCUUCGAUCACGGCUAGUCAUCGACCCUCGCUAUCUUCUAGCCGGCCAGUGUCUCGGACCCCUUCUACGUCCAACAUUCCUGUAUUAACAACUCCCUCACAAAGGGGACGCACGGCCUCUGGAUCCAGUGGCACUGGCACUCCCGGCACACCCGGAAUGAUGAGGCGUGAAGGAACCUCUGACUCAAUGACUGGCAUUGCGCGCAAAACAACUAGCACUGGCAUCCGGAAACCUUCCGGCACUCCGCUAUCUCGACCCAGCCCCAAGUAAAAUUUAGGAUGAAUGCCAAGAUCCGUCCAGUGGUAAAAUCCAACAUGUCGGGGAAAUUUCAGUUGAAUUCCAGCUCAUAAUUUGAAAUACUUGGGUUUUU